AUGCGGGUCACCAAUGUACCCGAAAUAAUAUGGAGCGCACUCCUAAAAACCCGACCUUGGUCUUUUGAGGAAGGUCCAUCUCCAUCGCCUUGCAUGAAAAAGAUUGGGUUUGGAACAGGAAUCGCUGUUUAUGAAUUAGAACGUUCCCCGGCGUUCAACAAGUUCAGAUCGCCGUGGGCAAUCAAGAAACUCAUAAGACGUAACAAAAACAACAACGCCAUUCAAGAGAGGCUCAGAAAUGAAGCUGAUAUAUUAAGAAAACUCGUGCAUCCAAACGUAGUCGGUUUCAGAGCCUUUCUCGAGAACAAAGACGGUAAUAACAUCUUGGCUAUGGAGGAAUGUAGCAGUUCUUUAGGCGACAUUAUUGAAACAAGAAGCGAUGACGAAGGUGGACCUUUUUCUCCAGAACUCAUAACAAAAGUUGCUCAAGACGUAGCACAGGCUCUCAAUUAUCUCCAUAACACUGCCCUAAUCAUGCAUUGUGAUGUAAAGUCUUACAAUGUGUUAAUCAAAGGGGAUUUCGUAAUUUGUAAGCUAUGCGAUUUUGGAACAUGUUUACCACUGACAAAAAACUGCACACGAGCGGAUAUAUAUUCAUUUGGACUUGUUAUUUGGGAAAUGAUAGCCUUGUGUCCUCCAGUAACAGAAGAUGUAGCAGACAGCUUAGAAAAUUGCACCAACAUGGAUGUUGCAGAAUUUGAUAAGCUCUUAGAAAAAAUGUCUGCAAGAAGUAGACCACCACUACCAACUGAUGUUGAACUAGGUAACAAAUAUGACAAAAUAUUAGAAAUCUACUAUUGCUGUACUGACGAGAAGAUGGAACGUAGACCACCUUCAGAAGAUUUAGUUGUAAUUUUGGAUGAUAUUUAAAGUUAAAGACUUAUUUGCAAUAAAUUAGAUUUUAUUUUUUCA
Molecule: messenger RNA, 912 nt
Organism: Sitophilus oryzae (rice weevil)
Lineage: Eukaryota; Metazoa; Arthropoda; Insecta; Coleoptera; Curculionidae
Product: lymphokine-activated killer T-cell-originated protein kinase-like
Exons: 6
Coding region: 1-870 (289 amino acids)
Biological process (GO): MAPK cascade; protein phosphorylation
Molecular function (GO): ATP binding; MAP kinase kinase activity
Source: RefSeq, a predicted model, not a curated record